Debaryomyces hansenii CBS767 is the source of this 921-nucleotide messenger RNA. RefSeq names its product N-acetylglucosaminylphosphatidylinositol deacetylase. Gene Ontology annotation, biological process: GPI anchor biosynthetic process. The transcript has a single exon. The record is from RefSeq and is a predicted model, not a curated record. Bases 1 to 921 code for a protein of 306 amino acids. NCBI's taxonomy places the organism in Eukaryota, Fungi, Ascomycota, Pichiomycetes, Serinales, Debaryomycetaceae. Gene Ontology annotation, cellular component: endoplasmic reticulum. Gene Ontology annotation, molecular function: N-acetylglucosaminylphosphatidylinositol deacetylase activity.
AUGUUGGUUAGAAUAUGGAGGUUUGUAUUGAGAGUGAUUGGCUUAUCCUUUUUACUUUGGCUAAUUUUAUCCACUACUAUACCUCAAAUUAUAGCUAAAUAUAGUCAUUCCAAUGAGUCUGAGAAUCUAGCUUGUCCUUAUAAUUCGAUAACAUCACCUUCACCUUUACCAAUACAUAAUGCUAAUGUAUACUUUAUAAUUGGACAUCCUGAUGAUGAGGUGAUGUUUUUUUCGCCAACGUUAAUCGAGUUAAACAAAAAGGAGUAUAAUAAUAGAGUAAAGUUAAUAUGCUUUUCCAAUGGUGAUGCAGUUCAUGAAUCUAUGGGCCGUGUGCGAACAGAGGAAUUGUAUAAGUCAGGAGGCAUAUUGGGUCUUAAAGAGAACGAUAUAAAGGUAAUUGAUAGCUUUAAAGAUGGUAUGGACGAAAAAUGGGAUGUAGAUGACAUUCAGAGGACAUUAGAAGAAACGGUUGGCAAGAAAUCUAAGGAAACAUUGGUAUUAAUUACAUUUGAUGAAGAUGGUGUAUCGAAACAUCCAAACCACAUUUCUCUUUAUUAUGGCACUAAAAAGUUUUUUCAAACGUAUUACAAUAAUCCUGAACGCAAUGGUAAAUUAUAUGUUUUAAAAAGUUUAAAUUUUUUGGAGAAGUAUUCAUUUAACAUAUUGACAAACGUGGAAUUAUUCGUGGAUCACUUAUCUAAAUUGUUAAUAAGUAAUAUUUUGAAGAUUAAGGUGAAUGUCAGUUUUUUUAACAAUAAAACUAAUAAUCAGUCUAUUAAGAUAUACUCUGAUUUGAACAUGCUUAGUGUUAGUUAUGCAGCUAUGUCAUAUGGCCAUUAUUCUCAAAUGGUCUGGUUUAGAUAUGGAUGGUUAAUAUUGAGUAGGUACUUAACUUUUAAUCAUUUAAUCGAGAUUAAUUAA